AAUUUGAACCUGAAAAUGAUGAUUGUGAGCACCACACCUAAGACUGAGAGAAAGAAGUCAAGGAAGAACAAGGCAACAGUUAGUGAGAAUGCUCCCUUAUUGCCUAAGACUCAAGAGAGUGAUGCUGGUUUGAUGAUUUCAAUGGAGCUUCAUUCUCGGGAGCAGUUUUUCAACUUGUCAACAACAAUCAUUGGUGCUGGGAUCAUGGCCUUGCUUGCAACCUUAAGGGAGUUGGGGAUGUUGCCUGGCCUCGCCUUCAUAGUCUUCAUGGCUUUGUUGAUUGAGAAGUCAAUUGAGUUCUUGAUCAGGUUCACCAGGGCAGGAAAAGUUGUUUCCUAUGGUGGCCUCAUGGGGGAUUCAUUUGGGAAAUAUGGGAAAGCACUUGUGCAGCUAUGUGUCAUAAUCAAUAACAUUGGUGUGCUCAUUGUUUACAUGAUCAUAAUUGGUGAUGUGCUUUCUGGAACAUCUGCAAGUGGAGAACAUCAUUCUGGUAUCCUAGAAGGAUGGUUUAGUGCACACUGGUGAACUGGGAGGACAUUUAUUGUCCUAUUUACAACACUAGCUAUAUUUCUUCCACUGAAAAGCUUUAGGUGA
This is a messenger RNA of Arachis ipaensis, 594 nucleotides long. RefSeq names its product amino acid transporter AVT6A-like. NCBI's taxonomy places the organism in Eukaryota, Viridiplantae, Streptophyta, Magnoliopsida, Fabales, Fabaceae. Gene Ontology annotation, molecular function: L-amino acid transmembrane transporter activity. Gene Ontology annotation, biological process: amino acid transmembrane transport. The record is from RefSeq and is a predicted model, not a curated record. Gene Ontology annotation, cellular component: membrane.